This is a messenger RNA of Triplophysa rosa, 4128 nucleotides long. RefSeq names its product ubiquitin specific peptidase 8 (gene usp8). Lineage: Eukaryota; Metazoa; Chordata; Actinopteri; Cypriniformes; Nemacheilidae. The record is from RefSeq and is a predicted model, not a curated record. Gene Ontology annotation, cellular component: extrinsic component of endosome membrane; dendritic spine; extrinsic component of plasma membrane. Gene Ontology annotation, molecular function: cysteine-type deubiquitinase activity. Bases 244 to 3384 code for a protein of 1046 amino acids. The transcript has 20 exons. Gene Ontology annotation, biological process: Ras protein signal transduction; endosome organization; protein K63-linked deubiquitination.
CCGCCAUAAAACGUCAGAAGAAGAAUCCGCGGACUUCCGGGUUUGACCGAACACUUUGGAGUGUUUACUGUCAUUAGUCGGAUUAAACUUCACUUUCUCAGCGAUCUUCAGUUGUUUGCUGCUGUAUUUUCACUGUUUAAUUUAUUUCACAUGUGUGUGCGGGGUCAGUUGAGUGUGUUUAUAUGUAAACGCUGAUGAUUUCUCAUAUUUAAAUACAGUUGUUGUGAAUGAAUAUGAGCUGAAAUGCCGUCCGUGAGCACUGGAGUGAAGGAUCUUUAUCUUUCUACAUCACUGGGAGAUCUGAACAAGAAAGCAGAAAUCAAACCAGAGAGAACCAACACUAGACAUUAUGUCCAGAGUGCAUGUAAGAUCUUCAAGGCGGCUGAGGAGUGUCGUCUUGAUCGAGAUGAGGAGAAAGCUUAUGUCCUGUACAUGAAGUAUCUGACCGUCUAUGACCUCAUCAAGAAGAGACCGGACUUCAGACAGCAGCAGGAUUUCUUUCUGUCUAUACUGGGGCCGACCAGCUUCAAAAAGGCCAUAGAGGAAGCAGAGAAACUUUCAGAGAGUUUGAAAUUCCGCUAUGAGGAAGUGGAGGUGCGGAAAAAGCUGGAAGAGAAAGAGAGAAGAGAGGAAAAGAAUCGAAGAGAAGAAAGGACAGAGCAAGACAGGCGUGAUUCACCCAGAGGAACAUCAGAGAAGAGCGGUCAGAAGAUUCAGGAUGAAGCCAAUAACAAGAAGAGUGCUAAAGCAGGCAGCAUCAGUGCUGAAGGUUUAUAUCAUCUGAUGAAGGACAGCAGUAUAAAUGUGCUGGUGAUGGAUGCUCGGCGCAGAAGAGACUUUGAGGAGUCACACAUGUGUGUCCCGUCUCAGACGUGUAUCAGUGUACCUGAAGAGGCCAUCAGCCCGGGGGUGACGGUGAAUCAGAUGGAGUUGAAGCUGCCUGCUGAAUCUCUGGAUGAGUGGAAGCGUCGAGCGUUUGUGGAUUAUGUGGUUCUGUUGGACUGGUUCAGCAGCAUCUCUGACCUCAAACUGGGCACCACUUUACAGAGUCUGAAGGAUGCUCUCUAUAAGUGGGACAGCAGUACUAUCCUGCGCAGCGAGCCGCUGGUGCUGGAGGGGGGAUAUGAAAACUGGCUGCUCUUUUACCCCAUGUACACCAGCAACGCUAAAGUCAAACCGCCCCGACAGCAGGUGACCAGCGCUCUGCCACAAUUGAACUUUGCGUAUCCUUCACUGGAGGAGCCCAAACCCGUGAGCGUGAACUCGGAGCCCGCACCGCUUACGCAGCUCAACGGCAGAACUUUGGACCAAGAACCUCACACAGAAGCGCCCGCAAACCCCACGAACACACAAACACCGGCCCACCAGCCUGUUCCUCAAACCAGCACAGACGUCAUAACGCCGCCGUCCGCCUCACCCAGACACACUCCACAGGUGGAUCGCUCCAAAAAACCAGCCGUGAGCGUCACAUCGAGGGUCAGUGAUGAGUCAGCAGUGAACGAUACUUCCGCGGCACACAAUGACCCGGUGGUGCCCGACCGCUCGGCCAAACCCAACCUGGACCCGUCCAGAGCCCUGAGCGAGGAGGAACGCAGGGAGAUCCACGCAGAGACUGUCAGUCUGAUGGAGAAAGCCCGUAAAGAGCAAGAACAACGCAAGCGUGCUCAGGAGGAGAAGAGAGAGAGAGAACAGCGAGCCAGAGACGAGAAAGAGCAGAGGGAGGCAGCAGAGAGACGUCAGGGAGACGAGAACGAGACGAAGGAGGAGGAGAAACAGCAGGAGAGAAAGAAACUGGAGAGACAGACGGCAGAAGAGGAGGAUCAGGGAGAAACGGAGCGAGACGAGAAGGUCAGAAAAGCGCAGAAGGACGCUCAGAUGAAGAGCAUGUCACUGGAUUCACCAGCGCCGGUGAUGGGUGUGAGUGACAUCAAGAGAGAUACUCUGACGCGAGCACGCAGCGAGGAGAUGGGCAGAACCGUACCCGGGUUGCCGGACGGCUGGAUGAAGUUUCUCGACACGGUGACGGGAACCUACAGAUACUACCACUCUCCCACCAAUCGCGUGCAUCUCUAUCCUCCAGAGGUGAGCGUGCCGCAGGUACCGGCCAGCACGCCCAAAGCCAAACCGGCACAAGCUGCAGAGAUGGACAGAGAGAAGGAGAGGGAGCAGUCCAAACUGAAGCGAUCGUACUCGUCUCCUGAUAUCAGCCAGGAACUGAGCGCAGAGACCAGCAGAAAACCCGCACCUGUACCUCAAAUAAACCGAGAAAACAAGCCUCUGGCUGCUGCUGCCGCCGCUGCAUAUAAGGCUGAGAUCGCUCGGCCAUCGGCGGCGAAGAUCCGGAACCUGAACCCGGUGUUUGGAGGUCAGGGGCCGUUAUUAACAGGCCUCCGUAACCUCGGCAACACCUGCUACAUGAACUCCAUCCUCCAGUGCCUGUGUAACACCGUCGCCAUGGCAGAUUAUUUCAACAGGAACUUCUAUCAGGACGACAUCAACCGGGCCAAUAUUCUGGGUCAUAAAGGGGAGGUGGCCGAGGAGUUCAGCGUGGUCAUGAAGGCGCUGUGGUCGGGACAGUACAAAUGCAUCAGUCCUCAAGAUUUCAAAGGCACCAUCUGUAAAAUCAACAACCGCUUCUCCAGCUACGAGCAUCAAGAUUCACAAGAACUGCUUCUGUUCCUCAUGGACGGACUGCACGAGGAUCUCAAUAAGGCGGAUAAACGCAGGGGUUAUAAGGAAGAGGACAUCGAUCAUCUGGAUGAUGUGAGCGCUGCAGAGUUAGCCUGGAGCAAACACAAGCUGUUGAAUGAGUCCAUCAUCGUGGCUCUGUUUCAGGGUCAGUUUAAAUCCACAGUUCAGUGCAUGAGCUGCCAGCACAAAUCCAGAACCUUCGAGACCUUCAUGUACCUCACGCUGGAGAUGACGGCCAGCAGCAAGUGUUCUCUACAGGAUUGUCUGAAACUCUUCUCCAAAGAGGAGCGACUGACUGACAGCAAUCGCUUCUACUGUCGACACUGUAAAACGCAUCGAGACGCCAUCAAGAAAAUGCAGAUCUGGAAGGUUCCGCCCAUUUUACUUGUGCAUUUGAAACGGUUUAAAUACGACGGCCGGUGGCGGGAAAAGCUGCAGACUUUGGUGGAUUUCCCGCUGGAUAAUCUGGACCUGUCGCAGUACGUCAUUGGGCCCAAACAGAACCUGAAGAAAUACAACCUGUACGCCGUGUCUAAUCAUUAUGGCGGAAUGGACGGAGGUCAUUACACUGCAUACUGCAAGAAUCCCAUCAAACAGCGCUGGUUUAAGUUUGAUGAUCACGAGGUGUCUGAGAUCUCAGCCUCGUCCGUCCGCUCGGCGGCCGCCUACAUCUUCUUCUACUCGUCCUUAUGAAGGAAAGCAACAGGUUAACCAGAGUGGGCGGUACAGCAGGGUCUGUAGGACUGCAGCGGCGGUCUGACACACAGGCUCAGGUCUCAGAGCAUCCGUCUGUUUCCUCCACGCUCACAGCAGGACUAACGUCAUGUAGACAGACAUUUCUGAGAGAUUAUACAUCACUAUAUACACACUAUAAUCCAAACGGCUCAUCAGACGUGCACUUAGCGCUUAAAUAAAUCUUUUAUUUAUUUAAAUAGUGACCAAAUAUUCCUUGUAAAAUGCAGUACGUCUCUAGUUUAGCGCCAGGCCCAAAAGAGAACCAAUGAUCGCCACCGGUCAUCCUCAGUCCACUCACACAUUCACAUGUAUGUGUCUGUAACGUGUGCCUUCGGGCCGGUUCUGUCGGUUAGCGUGCGGGGGACCACUAAUGACAUCCCUCCCGUAGCAUUAGCAGUAGAAGUCAAAAACUCGGUUUAUAUUAUAACCCAGAAUGUUUUCUCUCUCUCUACUAAUAUUACUCUGAAUUCAAGCUGCUUUAUAUCGAGUGUGUAGGUGAAAAUGACCAAAUGGGACACACAUCACCAUGGAAACAUCUCAUGAUUAUCACUAACAUUAUAUUUGUGGCAUGAUGUUUGGCAUGAACUUCUCUCACCUGGUUUCUUAUAUUAUUAUUAUAAUGCUCAUUCUUAACAUCCAUUUAUUGGCUUAUAAACUCCUAAAUCAUUGCAAGUGUACUGCUUCAAUAAAAACACAAACAGA